Messenger RNA from Perca fluviatilis (European perch), 3954 nucleotides. It is a transcript of the gene rasgrp4, whose product is annotated as RAS guanyl releasing protein 4. Gene Ontology annotation, cellular component: plasma membrane. The record is from RefSeq and is a predicted model, not a curated record. Bases 491 to 2743 code for a protein of 750 amino acids. Gene Ontology annotation, molecular function: guanyl-nucleotide exchange factor activity; calcium ion binding. Gene Ontology annotation, biological process: positive regulation of GTPase activity; Ras protein signal transduction. The transcript is spliced from 18 exons. Lineage: Eukaryota; Metazoa; Chordata; Actinopteri; Perciformes; Percidae.
UGUCAGAGCCAGUUCCUCCAUUUAAGAUGCUGACUUGUUUAUGUUGAAGGGACAAGUGAAUGACUUUUGUUGGCUCUUGCACUCUGUUUUGUAGCUCGUUUGAGGCUUUUUCUCUUAGCAUGUCUGCUUUGUUGCAGACGAAGAGAGCACAAAGUUUGUUUUGUCGCUGAUUUGUGGUUGAUCGAUAUCUUCAGAUAGCAGAGCGAGGGAGAGAGAGGAAGGUUGACUGACACACAGAGUGGUUUGAUAAGCAGGGUUUAGGUGUGGAGUUUAGUCUAGUCGAUGACUGGUAGGUGAGCAGCCCUCAGCCCCAGCAGCUCUUUCGUCCUGUGCCCGCUCUUGCUGUCCUGGGCACAUAAACACACAGAGGACACAGAGGAGAAAGAGGAGGAGGAGGAGCAGGGUCAACCAUGGAGCUGUAGGGACACGCUCAGAUGCCUGUGCGGAUCACCAGUGGAGGAGGAGUGCCGCUGAGGAGAAGAGCUGUGCAAUGAACAAGACCAAGAGAAAGCCCAAUGGAGAGAGCAGGAAGCUGGUCCAGCGCAGGAGGAAUACAUGUCCCAGUCCUCAGGACAUCGCCCGGGCCCUGCAGAGCCCCAGCUCUGCUCCCAGUGCCAGCGCUGCCAGCCUGGAUGAGCUCAUACAGCGCUGCCUAAACAGCUUCGAUUCAGAGGGGAAGCUUUCCAGCCCCAGAGGGUCCCAGCUGGUCCACAUGACCCUGAUGAUGCACAGUUGGGUCGUGCCAUCUCAGAUGUUCGCCCAGAAACUUCUCACCCUUUAUAAGGAUUGCCCCUUGGACAAGAGGGGACUGAAGCGGGCACAGAUCUGCCACCUUAUCAGGCAGUGGAUCAGCCAGUUCCCGGCGGUGUUCGAGGCAGACCCCCUUCUGGAGCAGACCAUGGGGGACCUGUGGGCCCUGGUGCGGUCAGGCGGAGAGAAGACGCACUCGCAGCUCCUUGACACCUCCUGCUUAGGCCCUCAUGGGAACAUAUUCCAGGCACCCUCGCCCUCUGUGAAGAAGAGGAAGGUGUCUCUGAUCUUCGACCACAUGGAGCCAGAUGAGAUGGCCGAGCACCUCAGCUACCUGGAGUUCAAGAACUUCUGUAACGUUUCAUUCCUGGACUACCGCAGCUAUGUGGUGCGAGGCUCGGUGAGGGACAACCCUGCUCUGGAGCGGUCGGUCAUGAUGUGUAACGGAGUCUCCCAGUGGGUCCAGCUGAUGAUCCUCAGCAGACACACGGCCCAGCAGAGAGCCCAGGUCUUCACUAAGUUCAUUCAUGUGGCUCAGAAACUUCGAGCUCUGCAAAACUUUAACACUCUAAUGGCAGUGACUGGAGGCCUCUGUCACAGCUCAAUCUCCCGCCUCAAAGACACCUCCAACCUGCUGACUCCUGACAUCACUAAGGCCCUGAGUGAGAUGACCGAGCUGCUCUCCUCGCGUAGCAACUACAUCAACUACCGGCGGGUUUACAACGAGUGCAGCGGCUUCAAGGUGCCCAUCCUGGGCGUCCACCUGAAGGAUCUGAUCUCCCUGAACGAGGCCCUGCCCAACUACAUCGACGAGGACAAGAUCAACCUGAGCAAGCUGCAGCACCUGUACAGCAACAUCAACGACCUGGUGGCCAUUCACACCUGCACGCCGCCCUUCGAGGCCAACAAAGACCUUCUGCAUCUGCUCACGCUCUCUCUGGAUUUAUACUACACUGAGGAUGAGAUCUAUGAACUUUCAUACACCAAGGAACCCAAGAACACAAAGAUCCAGAGGAGGGACAUGUGUGUGCUCUCUGUGGGUGUAACAUCUUCAAAACAAAAGCACAGGCUCGGUGCCGAAUACAUCAAAAUCAGCCACAUCAAAGCGCUGUACGUUAGGGAAGCGUGUUAUGUGCCUGUCGCUCCGGUUAAACCGCCCGUACUGGCAGAGUGGGGGUCAGGGGUCACCCCCAGGCUCGACCCUAACACCAUAUCUAAGCACGUCAAGCAGAUGGUGGAUUCCAUCAUGAAAAAUUACGACCAGAGCCAGGAUGGUUACAUUUCACUGGAGGACUUUGAGAAAAUAGCAGCCAACUUCCCCUUCUCCUUCUGCACUCACGAAACUGACAGGGAGGGACAAAUCAGCCGUGAAGAAAUCACCACUUACUUCAUGAGGGGAAUGUCUGUAUGUGCCAAGCUGGGCUACAACUUCAAGGCACAUAACUUCCAUGAAACCACAUAUAAACGGCCGACUUUUUGUGAGACUUGCAGAGGCUUUCUGUGGGGAGUCAUCAAACAGGGCUACCACUGUAAAGACUGUGGAAUAAACUGUCACAGACACUGUAGAGAUCUGGUGGGAAUAGAGUGCUUGAAGAAACACAAAAACACAACUGGGUCCUGCCCGUGCACCCCGGCCCCCGACUCAAGAACCAAGGGCAAUAACUGGAGUUCAGAGGAGGAGGCCUUCGUUUUCCCCCAAAGUAACGAGACAGAAAACAACCAAGGCACCUCUCCUUGGAAAAAUAACACCGGUGAUUCGACGCUGUCGGACCGCUCCACUCAGACAGACCCGGGGGUGUGGACGCCUGAGAAAAAGGACAAGAGUGGAAACCACCGCAACUCUCUUGUACAUACAUCCCCAGAGAGGAAGGUGAGACAGCACAUCAACACACUGCCACAGAGGACCCGAGGGUGCUCCAUGCCCGGCUCCUUCUUGCAGGAGAAAAUGGAGGAGCUGCAUCUCUACAAAGACAAGAGCAGAGAGCCAGACUGAGCGCUCCAUUUUCUAACAUUUCUCCCCUUAUGGACAAAAACAUUCCGGCACCACCACGUUUCUUACAAAGCUGUGUCCGACUGGUGUCGAACUGAUGAGAUUUACUUGCCAUUCAUAUAAGAAUGCCAGCAACUAUGGACUCCCUCAUGUUUCAAGUGUGGUCAUGCCAUGUUUUUAUUAUUUUAUUUGUCAUUCUUGUUAGUUUGGCUAAUUGUAUAGGCUUCAAACAUUGAUUGUACUACUGUAAUUUAUAAACACCUCAUUUUGUUUUUUAGAACAGGUGCCUUGGUUUUCUGGUGCUAAGUUUCAACCUCAAUCCAUAAGAUCAUUUAUGUGACAACAGACAUAAGGGUUUCCUGGUCCUAUUUACACAUAACAAAUGCAGGGUAGGAAAUUAACACUAACAUUUUCAAUUUUAACUUUGGCAGCUAUGUGACAACUCUGCUCAUGAAUUUGGAAAGUAAGCUGGCAAACCAUUUUCAUAAUUGCCAUUUACUUUGGGUUGGGUGAUAUGAAGACACGAGGCAAUUUGUCAACCAGUAGAAAUUGCUAUACCGUAUAAAAGGUUCCUUUAAUAUCUCUGGUUAUAUUAGGCCAGACAACCUAGCUUAUGUUACAAACAGGUACAUUACUGAAGUCCUUUUUUAAUAGCAAUAUUGGAUUUUUAUCACCACAACAAAAUGGAUUAUUACAUACAGUAUAUUGUGACUAACUUUGUCCAAAUCGCCCAACCCUAGUUUGGUUGGCAAUUGUGAAAGGAGCUUGUGAAGUCUACUCCAUGAACCACCGCGACUAGCAGCGGAAAACGUUUAUUUCCUGCCCUGACAACAUUUUGGACUUUCACGUAUCUCCAACAGUUCAUUCAAGGUUCAGCGGGACUGCACUGGAACUUAACGCAUGCUACAGAAUUGGCAUAGUUUUUUUUUUAGCUAAAUGCUUCUUUGUUUUGUCCUUUGUCCACAAUGUCAAUCUUGUUGAAAAUAAGAAAGAUACACCAACAAUGAUAAAUCAUGCAGUAUGUGUUGUGUUUGGCAGAAAAAAAGAUUAACAUCUCAAGGCGUAUACAAUUGCAUUUAUUGUAUAAAGACAAGAAGACAGCUCGGAUAACUGGUCAUCAGAUUUUCAUUUUCUGGUAGAAAAAAAAUGAGUUUGACAACUAGAUUUAACUACUGGACUCAAUGAACAGCAAUCACAAAGGGAUAAAAAAAAAA